Messenger RNA from Closterium sp. NIES-65, 2754 nucleotides. The record is from the annotation of a GenBank genome assembly. Lineage: Eukaryota; Viridiplantae; Streptophyta; Zygnematophyceae; Desmidiales; Closteriaceae.
AUGCUCAUUAUGCUACACCCCGACCACUUGUCGCUUGAUGGUGACGAGUGGAACACGCGGUUCGUUCGCGUUGCUAUUCCCACUGGUGGUGCAGAACACGUCACCGCGGCUGAUGCGAUUGUGGAGUGGUUUCAGGGUCGCGUCGACGAGGAUUUUGCGCGCGGCUCCAUUCAGUGCACCCGCUCCCGCCAGCUUAAGGAUCCCGAGCGUCUGUUGGAUCUGGACGCGACGUCAUUCCGCGGCUCCUGCGGCAACAUCGCUUGUCUGUUCGCGUUCGACAAGAUCAUUGCCCAGUUGGACGCGGUCGCUGCCACUGGAUCCGGGCCGCAAUUCUCGAGGCCAACCACGAAGACUCUGAAUGCUUUGCGGCAUGAGGCGUACCAAACCGCCGAAGAGCUCGCGUUCAACUUGAGCGUGGAUAUGACGCGACCCAUGCACGGCGGUGAGGCUGAAGGGGCUGAAACGGGGAAGGUGCAGAAAGUGGCUACGGGUGCGCAGGUUGCUGACCAUGGUGUUCUCGCUCUCACAGGUGCCACUGGUGUUUCGAACUGCGGAGGUGCUCGGGGGGGGACGGUGGUCCACGCUGAUGACGACGGGGCCGAGGAUACCGCGACGAAGGGUGCAACCCGCGAUGAGGCUGACCUCGCUGUUGCGCGUGAGGGGGAGGAGUCAAGCGAGGAGGAGGCGGAGGCACAUGUGGUAGCGGCCACGGCAUCGAGCAGGCCCACUACAUCCGGCAAGAGCAUCAAGCACCUCGCGCAGCACUUGGCUCACGGUGCUGGAAGCGCGGGCCCGAGUGGUGAGGUCGCGGGCAAGAGUCCCCUUGCGUCCGCGCUUGCUAAUGCGGUUCGGGUGUUGGAGAAGGAGGCGAGGGCAAUCGCGCAGGAAAGAGCGGCACUGGUCGAUACGCGUAACCAGGAGGCGUUGGUGCUGGGGCGAGUGGAUGCGAGGCUGGGACAGCUGCAGGGGGUGGUGAUCGACUCCAUGGAAGCCGCUCAGAAGAAGCUGACGGACGAGGUUGCGCGGAAGAUCGACAACAUGUCGACCGCGGUCUCCGCGACAGCAGAGCGGGCAAUCACCACCAGCGGGGUCACGAACGCGCUGCACACCCUAAUCGCGCUCGUUGGAGGAGCCCCCCCGCCGCGCACGGAUAAUGAAGGAGCGGCCGCGACGGAGAUUGCCGAGCUCGGGGAUGCAGAGCAUGGAAAGCGGGCAGCGGGUGCGAAGGCGGAGAAUCAACGGGGGGCGAAGAGGCAGAGAGGUCCCCAGGCAGCGGCCGCGGUGCGCAAUCCGAGCGUGCAGGACAUGCUGAAGCAGAAGUGGGGCCCUGCAUCGCGAGGUCCAGCACCGCCUGGUCAACCGGGUUCGAGCUCGCGCUCCAUCCCACAUGGAGAAGCUGCACCCAAACCACCGGGCCCUGCCGGGGCAACCGUGACAGUGACAAGUACUGUGGGUCGGGGCAAGGGUAAGGCGGAGGAUGGAGAGGCGCCGGCUGCUGCGGGUUCGCUGGCCUCGAGGCGUGAGGUCCAGUCCGCAGCGGGUGCUGCGGCAGAGGGCAGGCAGACCACGCUCGCACCCGCUCGUGCUGCAAUCGCCGCGGGACAUCUGCACAGCGCACUGGCAUCUGCAGGUCCUAUCGCGGCCUCGGUUGAGGGCAAGGCGGAGAAACGCGGACGGGGUGGCAAGAAGUUGCCCACUCCACCCGUGUACACGAUCGACGAGGACGAUGCGGAUGAGGAGCUGGAGGGUCUCGUGAGCAGGUGGGUCGAGGCGGCCGACGGAGGAGAGAAGGGUGGGGAGGCCGCGGUCGAUAUUUAUAGCGGCGGAGAGAGCGCGGACGAGCAAGACGGAGACACCGUGAUCGUGGAAGGUGGCACAACGGGAGGACAUGGUGACACCGCCCCCAAGCGCAAGGGCUGCGGCAUCCGCGCUCCACCCAGGGGCGGGCCCGGAUUGGUUUCUGAACCCCAUCUGGGGGGGAAGAAGCGAUGGCUCGGACACGGCGACCGCGAAGACCUGCAGUACAAGACCGCGAUCGCGAUGUAUCCCUACGACGGGAAGGUCGACCCCGGGCUGAACGUGAGCCAGAAGCAGAUCCGAGAAUGGGCCGCGGACCUGUCCAUCGCCGAGGGGUUACAUACGGGCCUCUUAAUCACCAUGCACUACCGCAACCUUGUGGCAAGCAAGGACAUGUGGCACCGCAUGUUCGAUUCCUAUCGCGGGCUUACCAAGCCCGGAAUGCACACCACCAACGUGAUUGCAUGGGCCGCGGUGGUAGGCAAGGAGGCUGCAGCAGAAGAAGCGGAUCUCGGCGACGUGGAGCCGACGGACUACGCGGGAGCGAUCACAUGCGCCAUUGCAAUGGUGUGGGAGGUCACUCGCGGUUCUAACGUCACGGCCGCGGCGGAUAAUGGAAACCUGGCCGCGCGUGCAGCUGGUUGCUAUGGAGAGCGAAGCCGUCUCUUCCCCGUAGUAUCCGCGUACGUCAUCAAUGCGGUGCGGAAGCGCAAUAGCCGUGAGGAAGAUGAGCCACAGGUUGUCGCGGACCAGAAGGCGGUCGCCGCCGCGAUCGUGUCCGGAGUCGUGAACGAGGUCAUUGCAAAGUCUCGCGAUCUCAGGCACAUUGAGUUGGCCGCCCGCGAAACGGUGGACGUUAUCAUCACCUGGUGCGACUGCUCGGUGGCAGGGAAGCAGAUGGAGUCCUUGGGUUUGUACCUUGCCCUGCCAAAGGAUCGUCUGACGAAGCGCACUUGA